Schistocerca cancellata (South American locust) is the source of this 2354-nucleotide messenger RNA. Its product is annotated as telomere attrition and p53 response 1 protein. The transcript has 5 exons. NCBI's taxonomy places the organism in Eukaryota, Metazoa, Arthropoda, Insecta, Orthoptera, Acrididae. The record is from RefSeq and is a predicted model, not a curated record. Bases 156 to 911 code for a protein of 251 amino acids.
UAGUUCUCGUCUGUAGAAGUGACGAAAGAAACAGACAGAAUACAUGGAAGGUGAUGUGAUUCAUCUGUGCCAUCAGCUGGAAGGUUUCCAAAGCAAACCAUUACAAGAAACAGGGGAGGCUGUGUCGUGUAUUUGAUUUUGAGUUCCAUAAUACAAUGAACGACGACAGAGAUCGCGAAGAUGACCCGCUGUUAGAUAUGUUCAUUACCAAUUGGGAGGAGCAGUGUAUACAACAUGUUGAAAGUGAACCCGACUACGAAGGACAGCUUCAGAGGGAGAGGGAACAAACUCACCAGAAACUGUGGGUGACUUUUCAAAACAGCGCAACUGCAAUAGCGCAACUUUAUAGAGAACGUCAGCAAGGCCUUUCGUUAUGGAUACCUUUCCAAACCGCCGCUGGUACGGUGACAAAUUUGUACAAAGAUUCAACGGAAGGAAUAAGGCGGACUAGUGAACUUGGAAUUCAGUGCGGUUAUCAGAGACGAAACAAGGAAUUGUUGAGCUGGGUUCGGAAAAUGAGACACAAAAUCAGACGGGAGGAUCUACUUUCUUAUCUGGCUGGAAAGCCAACUCCACCUCGACCGCAUCAUAGGUCUUCCCCACGUCCCAGAACUCUGAUCGAGCGGCAUGGUUCUCCAGCUGGUUUCCAGAUGGAUGCACAACACCACGAAUUCCAUAUCAGCAGCAAUCAUUGUAACAGUGUCUAUUCUGAUGACAAUAUGCGUACAUUUAGGGAAGCAAUAACUUUCGCUAAUCCAGCAACUGCAGCGUCACGCCGGCAGCGUUCAUCAGAUCUUGGUUCAUUUAUAACAAAUGAAUUUGCCCGUCACAAGCGACCGGCUCCGUCAAGUUCUCCUUUGUCUGAUAUAAGUAUGGACUCGCCAACACACAAGCGAUCAAGACUAACAUAGUUACUUGAAUUAGUAUUUGUAUCAGAUAUUCUCCAAAAACACCAAUUUCUUGAACACUUCAGAAGAAUAAAGAAGUGUGCACGUAUGCCUUUGCAGCGUCAAAGCUGCUUUAUACAAAACUUAAGAUUUUGAUUAUAGUAAGAAAUUUUUUAAGCAGGAGUGCUUUACUACUAUAAAAGUGCAGCCAAUAUGUUUGUGAUGUUAAGUUUGUGAAGCUUUAGUCAUCUAGUGCCAGAAUUUUGUAAUAUGUCAUCACCUUCAAAAGGUUGAUUUUUAUUUCCGUUUUACUUAUGUGGUGUGUACAGUAUUCUCAGGUUGAAAUUUACUCAUAAAUUAUUCUCAACAUUCUUUUGUUUCUGUGAUUCACAACUGUAAGUUCAUUCAGGGGAUCUUUCUUUGUCCAGAAAGAAAUUUUUCAAUGGCUGGUUUCAGGUAGCUUGUGAAAAAUUUCCAGGUGACGUUUUGGGAGUUGAGAAUAUAAGACUUGAACUUUAGGGGGACUGUUAUUAAUUUAUAGAAGACAUUUUGUUACACUGAAGUGAUUCAUUGUUGAACUGUGAUUAUAUUAAUUUAAAAGCAGUGUACUCAGGUCUUUGGAAAAGUCAAUAAUUGGAGUAUCUUCCAUCAUAAUGAAAAUACGAAUUGUUGUGAAGAUUUAAACAUUUGUGGUAGAGAUAAAUUAUUUAUUUUUCUGCUACGGAAACCAGUUGUGUAAAUCAUAUUUAUAAUCUGUUUUCUGUAUUACUAUUAUUCUUUGCCAAAAAAGCUGAAUUCACACAUUUAAUAAAAACAAAUUGUCUUUAAAAUCCCCAUUGGUGCAGAACUCCUUCCUCUUUGCUGAAGUCUUGAAAAGUAUUUUAUCUUAUGUAUGAUUAGAGCUGUGUUAUGAGAAGCACAUCUGAGAUCAUUAAUUGGAAGCAUCUUGAUGUGUAAAAGCAUAAAUUGUAAUUAUUGUGCUAUCAGUAUGUUACAUAUGGUAUUCAUUUACUGUGUUUAGUAAAGACAAGGUUCUAAAGCUGCUAUGCUCCAUGCCAUGCCCGUGAUAAAUCUUGCUAUUAUAGCAUUAAAUGCCAAAAUAUUUGGAUUGUGCCUCUAUUCAGGGAAGAAUAAAAGUUGCCUUACAAGCAAGUCUGUCUAUGAUUGUAAAGAAGAAUACCAUACAUGACGACGAUGACAAUGAUUAUUGUUACAUAUAGUAAUUUAUUUGAUUGAUACGAGAAUUUUGUGUGCUCUUAGUGAAAUGACUGUGCCAUCUAUGAGUUUCCACAAUUAUGAAAGAGAUACUCAUCAAUGGUACUAUAUGUGAACUUCUGGAAGUAUGUUGUCAUGGGAAACUGACACAGAUGUAGUCAUAUAUUAAGUGCCUGGAUGUCAGUAUUUUCAGUCUUGCCACAGUCAUAGAAAGUGUGUGUGUGUGUGUGUGUGUGUGUGUGUGUGUGUGUG